Molecule: messenger RNA, 1148 nt
Organism: Alnus glutinosa
Lineage: Eukaryota; Viridiplantae; Streptophyta; Magnoliopsida; Fagales; Betulaceae
Product: protein SOB FIVE-LIKE 5-like
Exons: 4
Coding region: 190-753 (187 amino acids)
Biological process (GO): cytokinin biosynthetic process
Source: RefSeq, a predicted model, not a curated record
ACAAACACAGUCUAGGAUUUGAGUGUGAUCCGCUUGGUUUCUUCUGCCUCUGUCCUCCUUUUCUGCUUAAAUAGAGAACAGCACCAAAGAUACAGGGAGAGAUCAGAGAGAGAGAGAGAGGCUCACUUAUAAGCUCAUAGUUCCUCAUAUAUCUUUUGUCAUAAGAAGGCUGAGAAACUGAGAGAAUUAAUGGAUAUGUCACCUUCUCAAUGGAGUAGUGGGUGUGAAUCUGGCUGGACUCGGUACUUGGACCAAUCCUCUCUUUCAGAAAAUCAAUUCAGCAGAGUUGGUGAAACUCAUGAAUAUGGAGGAAAAGAAGCAAGAGUGGAGGAGAAAGCAGAGGACUUAUCGUUGGUCUCUGAUGCUUCUUCUGGGCCUUCACAUUACCACGAAGAUGACGAGGAGUGCUUUCAUGACAAUGGGUGUCAUUUUUAUUCUUCUUCGCGCUCCGAGGUUGCCGGCAAAAGCAAAAAGAAAAAGAAGGCCAAAGAACAUGGCAGAAACCGACGGCAUUCAGAUCUUGAUGACACUGCUAGCUACCCUGCAUUGAGCUUUCCCCGGCAGGCGGAUACAACUCUGUAUAGGAAUCAAGAUUCAAUGGAGAAUUUAUUGAAUUUUUCUCAGGGUUUCUCUGCUACACAUUUUGAGGGAAAACCUGCAUUCCAGAAGCAUUUUAGCUUCUUUGAAUCCUCCUAUGCUGAAAAGCCAGCUUCAGAAGAAGCAGGUGGUUUUCAUGGAAGAAAUUGGAAAUGACAUCUUUAGUCUCUACUGCAGCAGUUGUUGCACAGAGACAGAGAGACAGAGAUUAGAUGGCUGUAAAAGAUAGCGUGAGAUCUCAAGAGGAUAUUGUUCAUCCUUUUUAUUUUCUUCUUCUUUUUUCUGUUUUUUUUUUUUUUUUUAAUUCUACUCCACCUUUUUAUCUUUUAUUGUCAAUGCAGUGGGGAACAACCUGAGAACAUUAAAAAAAAUAUAAAAAAAUAAAAAAUAAAUCAUUUCUUCAAUUCCUUUUGACAUCAAUAGACAAUAGUUGUCACAUAUAAAACCUGCGGGUCUUCUUCAGGUCCUGCCAUGCACAAUUCGAGACACAGAUUUUCAACAAUGUUGUUGUUUGGAUGGCUAAUAAUUUGUAUAGUAAAUGUGAAAGAGUU